Xylaria bambusicola is the source of this 567-nucleotide messenger RNA. RefSeq lists its product as uncharacterized. The record is from RefSeq and is a predicted model, not a curated record. Lineage: Eukaryota; Fungi; Ascomycota; Sordariomycetes; Xylariales; Xylariaceae. The coding region runs from base 120 to 482 and encodes 120 amino acids. The transcript is spliced from 3 exons.
CAGAUCUCCAUGCCAUCUUGCAGCAAACCUGUACCUGACGUCCCUUCUGGCCCCUCUUGGGCAAACAAUAUCAUCACCACUCCUUGAUUGAACCCAAUGCUCUUGUAAUAUUUCUAUAAAUGCUCGCUCUCCCGCCCGUUGAUGAACUGAGUUAUACUCGCAUCAUCAUCACCAUCACCACACUAUCACUACAUUCACCAACACAUACACAACUACAUCUGCUAUCUUACAAUCUAUCAAUCACCAUCAUCAUCAUCAUCUCGCCUCAGUCCAACUGUCUCGUCAACUUCAGAUCAAAGACUUUCAACAAUCAGUCAAAAUGUGUACUCGUCAGAUCAUCAUUUACAGCUGCGGCCACAGCCGUGAUAUGGGCGUCGUGCUUUGCGGCAGUCCCUCAACCUGCGGCGGUCCUCGAGUCAAGGAGAAUGACUACGCGGGUCAAUGCGAAGCCCACUGAGCAUCACAGGUACUGUACACUAUGACGAGAAUGAGACUGCAAGAACUUGGCAUGAGGCACGGGCUAAAAUGAAGAAGAAAAAAGGAGAGAGAAGGAUCAUGAAUUGGUUC